This is a messenger RNA of Lachnellula hyalina, 675 nucleotides long. RefSeq lists its product as uncharacterized. The transcript has 2 exons. Lineage: Eukaryota; Fungi; Ascomycota; Leotiomycetes; Helotiales; Lachnaceae. The record is from RefSeq and is a predicted model, not a curated record. The coding region runs from base 1 to 675 and encodes 224 amino acids. Gene Ontology annotation, molecular function: O-methyltransferase activity.
AUGUCAUCCCCACCCAACCCCGUUGUGGCGCCCUCUCAUAUCCUCGCUCUACUGGACCGCCUUCACAAGGAGUCAACCACACAAGAGGCUGCGCUGGGGACGUACCUCGGUACCCCUGACGGUUUUGACGACUUGAUGCGCGACAAGUUCAUAGCGCUUGACCAGGACAAAUGCCAGUUUGUCUACCAGCUUGCUAGAGCUACAGGUGCACGCAACGUCGCGGAAGUCGGCACCAGCUUCGGUGUUAGUACGAUAUACCUAGCUUUGGCAGUUGGGAGCAACAUUAAAACGAGUGGAGGAGGAGAGGGCACGGUUAUUGCCACGGAGAAGGAGGCUACGAAGGCAGAGAAGGCGAGGCGGUACUGGAAGGAAGCAGGCGAGGAGCUAGUGACGCGUCAUGUUGAUUUGAGGGAGGGUGAUCUUCUGGAGACAUUGAAGGAGAAUGUUCCCAUAUUAGAUCUUGUCCUGAUUGAUAUAUGGGCACCAGUAGCUUUGCCGGCAUUGAAGCUCCUUGAGCCGAAGAUGAGAUCGGGCGCUGUGGUCCUCGUUGACAACUCUAUCUCUUCUGCCGCCAGAUAUGCAGAGCUCUUGGCGCAUCUCAGAUCGCCCGCAAACGGCUAUACUAAUCUAACGCUCCCUUAUUCCAAAGGUUUAGAAAUGAGUAUUAAGCUUUGA